This is a messenger RNA of Penicillium samsonianum, 710 nucleotides long. RefSeq lists its product as uncharacterized. Lineage: Eukaryota; Fungi; Ascomycota; Eurotiomycetes; Eurotiales; Aspergillaceae. The record is from RefSeq and is a predicted model, not a curated record. The transcript is spliced from 3 exons. The coding region runs from base 102 to 395 and encodes 97 amino acids.
AUUAUCUCAAUUAAGGACCCAUUUCACUUCACACGGUUUCUAACGUCGUCAAUUUUCUUUACAGCUCAUUCAAGCCUAGCUUAUCAGUACAUACGUUUACAAUGGGGAGGAUCAACAACGCUCUCAAAACUUUCAUCGCCGAUAUUCCAGAUGAGAAGUUAUCGGGCUUCGAAGAUCUGAAUUACGUACUGUACAAAGACACGAACUUCACUUUGUUCCAUGAGGGACCAACGACUAGCGAUCCCGGAUGCCAUGACAUUUACAUCCAAGCGAACAUCAGCUCGGCGCUGAGAAAGGAACCGAAAAUUAAUUUGACAAAGGCACUGGUACCCACCGAUGUGUCAUGGAGUCCCCAGCAGGUCCGGCAGGCGCUUCUAUCAAGUGCAAUCAUGUGAAAGAGUCUCUUUGUAUGCCUUGUACGGCAGAUAGUGUGUCGAUACUUUAUAGCUAUGACAUCGAAACUUUGUCGAUUGGUGUUCCGAAGCCUUCCGUGUCUAAAACGAAUUUUGCGGAGGACUGCUCAUGUCAUGAAAGCCGCAAGGAUUUCAAAAUCGGGACGAAGAAUUAUCACAAGACCAUGUACUAAAUACCUGCAGAUAUGGGAUCGAGUUUCACCCCAUCAAGGGGCUAAAGAGGUCGCGCACACACUGUAUCUACUUCUUUCCUUUUGAGUAUUGUUUUGGGUUCGAAUUUGAUUUAGUAUGUUUACC